GUGAUGAAGAAAUCAUUUUGUCAUUGUCCUUCAUACUACUUGGGCACUAUGUCCCUCCCUGUACAUAUAACCGCAGCUUUGUAUUACAUAAAACCACACCCAAAUAAAAACUCAACAAAAUCUCAACCAUUUAUUAAGCAAAGCAAGGCGCACAAAACCAUGGAAGACAUCUUGUUCUAUACAUCCCUCCCUCUCAUCUUCAUUCUCUUCACUUUCAAGUUUUUCCUCCAAACCAAACGUCACAAUCACCAAAACCUCCCACCAAGCCCACCUUCUCUUCCAAUCAUCGGCCACCUCCAUCUCCUAAAACCCCCAGUCCACCGAAUCUUCCGUCGCCUCUCCCAAAAAUACGGCCCCGUCUUCUCUCUCUGGUUCGGCUCACGCCGCGUGGUCAUACUCUCAUCCUCAUCCGUUGUCCAAGAAUGUUUUACAACAAACGACGUUGUCUUAGCAAACCGUCCUCGACUGAUCAUGGGAAAGCACUUGGCCUACAACUACACCAGCAUGGUGUCGUCCCCGUACGGCGACCACUGGCGCAACCUACGCCGCAUUGGCGCCGUCGAGAUCUUUUCCUCCGCUCGACUCAACACGUUCUCAGACAUCCGAAAGGACGAGGUGAGACAUUUACUCGUUAAACUCUCACAAAACGCACGCGAUGGUUUUGCAAAGGUCGAGCUCAAGUCAAUGCUCAAUGAGCUGACGUUUAACAUCAUAAUGAGAAUGGUGGCUGGGAAGAGGUACUACGGUGAUGACGUGUCGGUGGACAAAGAGGAGGCGAGGCAGUUUAGAGAGAUUAUGAGGGAUGCGUCUGCUUAUGGUGGGGCUGCGAACCCAGCUGAUUUUUUGCCGAUUUUGAAUUGGUUUGGGGUUAAUGGGUACGAGAAGAAGGUGAAGGCGUUGGCUAAGAGGGUGGAUGUGUUCUUGCAGGGUCUGAUUGAUGAGCACAGGAGUAAAGGAAGAAAUGGCAGUAGUAUGAUCGACCAUUUGCUUUCCCUGCAGGAGUCACAGCCUGAAUACUACACUGACCAAAUCAUCAAGGGUCUCAUUAUGGUCAUGUUAUUGGCGGGUACUGACACAUCAGCUGUGACACUAGAAUGGGCCAUGUCCAAUCUACUUAACCAUCCACGCGUGCUCCAAAAGGCCAAUUAUGAACUAGAUGCUAUAGUUGGUAGAGAAAACUUGGUGGAUGAACCAGACAUCUCCAAACUACCCUACCUACAAAGCAUCAUCUCCGAGACACUCCGAUUAUGCCCGGCGGCUCCAAUGUUACUACCACAUUUGUCAUCUGAUGAUUGCAUUAUUAGAAGCUUUGACGUGCCACGUGACACAAUGGUAUUGGUCAAUGCAUGGGCGGUACACAGAGAUCCUGAAUUGUGGGACGAACCUGAAAGCUUUAAGCCUGAGAGGUUCGAUAGUGGUGAAGAUUUUUCACAUAAACUCAUACCAUUUGGAAUGGGAAGAAGGGCUUGCCCUGGAGCAGGCCUAUCGCAGCGUGUGGUGGGAUUGACUUUGGGGUCAUUGAUUCAAUGCUUCGACUGGAAUAGAGUGGGCGAGGAAAUGGUUGACAUGACUGAGGGCAAAGGAACCACCGCACCAAAAGCCAUUCCAUUGGAGGCUAUGUGUAAAGCACGACCUAUUGUGAGCAAGGUUUUAUCUUAAGCUAGGGAUAAUAUUGUGUUAACACCAGUAUGUACAAUAAUCGAGCAUUAUAUAAGCUCAUAUAUUUACUCUUACAAUAAAUUGAAUUAACCAUA
Molecule: messenger RNA, 1754 nt
Organism: Pyrus x bretschneideri (Chinese white pear)
Lineage: Eukaryota; Viridiplantae; Streptophyta; Magnoliopsida; Rosales; Rosaceae
Product: cytochrome P450 81Q32-like
Exons: 2
Coding region: 4-1659 (551 amino acids)
Molecular function (GO): oxidoreductase activity, acting on paired donors, with incorporation or reduction of molecular oxygen; monooxygenase activity; iron ion binding
Source: RefSeq, a predicted model, not a curated record